Culex quinquefasciatus (southern house mosquito) is the source of this 2618-nucleotide messenger RNA. RefSeq lists its product as uncharacterized. Gene Ontology annotation, molecular function: protein dimerization activity. The record is from RefSeq and is a predicted model, not a curated record. Lineage: Eukaryota; Metazoa; Arthropoda; Insecta; Diptera; Culicidae. Bases 1431 to 2531 code for a protein of 366 amino acids. The transcript is spliced from 2 exons.
UCAACCGCACGAGAAGCUGCCAGCCACUCAGAGCUGUGUUCCGCGCCUUUGCUCCCAGGAUCAAAAUCGCCAAAUUCCAAACGCACAUCGGCUGGGCACUUCGCGAUCAUCAGGAGUGCAAACAACCAUUGUAGAUGCUUUUAACUAUGUUGGCAAGAAAAAAGUGUCUUCUUCUGCGUUCAACCCGGUUGAAACAGGAUCACUUCCAGCAGAAAAGUCAGAGCAUGACGAUGCUGAAACAUUGAAGGAUACUAUCAUGAACUCAUCCAAAGAUAGUGUGCGCGCAUAGGACGGCGUAGAGGGUUCAACGGUUGAAGACAGCCAUCCUGAUACCGAGAAAAGCAGAAUUUGUGAUCCGUCGGAUCCAGCAGCAGGUGUUUCCACUGACCGUCAUCAGUUUGCUGCUAUGGUACGGAAAGGGCCUUUCCAGCCAAGUCUGUCAGAAUACCCGAUCACCCGAUUCGGUGGCAAAAAGCGUGCCUUCAGGAAAGCUUGGUACGCUGUUCAUGACUGGCUCGAGUACAGCAUCAUUACUGACAAAACCUUCUGCUUCGUCUGUCGACUGUUUGGCAAGGAAAAUUCCGGAAAGGGUGGCCAUUCAGAUCCAGCUUUUGUAUCGACUGGUUUUUCAAACCGGGAAAAGGCAACACAAGCUUUCGCGACUCAUGAACGGUGCGAUUUCCACGUCGGCUGCAAGGAAGCACUUUUUGCUUUCAAAACACAGAAAGGAGUUGAUGAACAGCUUGAUGACCAAAAAUCAGCAGUGCUGAAAGCGAAAGAGCAGGUUCGUCUCAGGAAUCGUCGCUUGAUUGCUCAGCUGGCUGAAGUGGUAAGGAUGUUGUGCAGAGGCGGUCGACCCUUUCGUGGCCACGAUGAGUCAAAUGAUUCUCAAGAAAAACGACUGUUUCUGGAGGUUAUACAUCUCAUCGCAAAGUACGAUGAUCAAUUGCAAGAACACCUUAAAGCUGGACCCAAGAACGCAACCUAUCUCAGUAACAAAACGUAAAAUGAAUUAAUUGCUGCGAUGCACAACGUUAUGCUGCGAAAGAUUCAAGGCAAGCUAUUUGGUAAAAGGAUAACAAUCAUCGCUGAUGAAACCAGCGAUUGUGGUCAUCAUGAGCAGCUGGCCGUCGUGAUCCGUUACGCUGAGGAUGACGGUAGCUCACAAGAGGUGUUUGUUGGGCUGAGGAGAUUGCUGAAAACGGAUGCACAAACCAUUUUCAACGAGCUGUGUGCUGUUUUGGGCGAUCUUAAUCUAACGUGGGAUCAAACGGCUUGUGUCUGCUUCGAUGGAGCGAACAACAUGUCCGGUCAGCACGGCGGUGUCCAGGCCUAGUGUAAGGAGAAAAAUAAGCGUAUUCAAUAUAUUCACUGCUACGCACACUGCUUAAAUCUCGUGCUGGUCGACGCUGUAACGUCCAGGAAGGAAAAUGGAAUCGUUUUCGAUUUUUUCGUUCCUGUACUCAUUCAUCGAAGGCAGCCCAACACGACACGCCGUUUUCGAGCGCGUUGUUGUCAGAGGUGGAGACCGCCUGAAGGCGCUGAAGACGCUAUCAACUACUCGCUGGGCGGCAAGAUCGGAAGCAGUGUCCGCGGUUCGAGAACAGUUCGAGUCGAUCGUAAAGGCAACGGAGGAAGUAAUUGACACGUCAUCCGCUCCUAAUGUUAAAGCGAAAGGAAAAGGCCUACUGGCACAGCUUAAAAGCUUUAACUUCAUUUUGGCUUUAUACACCACUGAUUUCGUUCUUCGUCUCAUUAACAUCGUGAACAAAACUCUUCAGAGCAGCACUGUCAGUGUGUCUGCGUCGCUGAAAGCGAUCGACUCAUUGAAAAUCCGGCUGAAGGACUUGCGAAAUGAUUCAUCUUUCAGGGACUUUUUUGAAGAUGCUGUAGCAAUGUGUGAGAAGUUGAGCGUUGAUGUGCCAGCCGUGCGGAACCGGAAACCAGUCAGGAAACCCGAUUCAGAUUCAGUCUCGGAAGCUGUAUUUUCGUCGAAGGAAGAAGAAGUAAGAGUCAAAUUUUACUUCCCGCUGCUCGAUAGUCUCCUUGAUGGAUUAGAAGAACGUUUCGACCAAGAAUCAACCGCUGCAUUGCGUGCAUUUGAAAAGGUCUUGAACCUGGAGGCAAACUGUGAGGAAACAGCUUUAGUAGCUGGUCUAGUGGAAGUGAAGGCAUUUGAUCUGCAAGCCGAAAUGAGUCUGCUGACAACACAGCGUAAUGAGAUUGUUGGAAAAGAACCGGAGGAGCUGAUUAGCUGGCUAGGCAGCACCGGGCAGGAGGCGAUGUUUGAGAACUACGCAAAAGUCGCCAAAACGUUUUCGGUUUAUCCUGUUUCUUCGUGCAAGGCUGAGAGAGCAUUUUCCAAAAUGGCAAUUGUUAAGAUGAAACUUCGAUCAACAAUGCUGCAAAAGCGCCUGAACGCGAUUAUGCUCCCGUUUGUUGAGCAGCAGCUUUGUAACGAGAUAUGCAUCGAAGAUGUAGUUGACGAAUUCGACAGGCUGACAGGUGCUCAGCGAAGAUUUGCUCUGUGAUAAUCAUCGCUAGCUUUUUACAAUGCUAUUGAUUAAUAAAUACUGAACUACACCGUGUACUUCUCUUUUCAAAACCUAAAAAAAAAA